This is a messenger RNA of Piliocolobus tephrosceles (Ugandan red Colobus), 5208 nucleotides long. RefSeq names its product RIC8 guanine nucleotide exchange factor B (gene RIC8B). Gene Ontology annotation, biological process: G protein-coupled receptor signaling pathway. Gene Ontology annotation, cellular component: plasma membrane; cytoplasm. Bases 554 to 1915 code for a protein of 453 amino acids. The record is from RefSeq and is a predicted model, not a curated record. NCBI's taxonomy places the organism in Eukaryota, Metazoa, Chordata, Mammalia, Primates, Cercopithecidae. The transcript has 8 exons. Gene Ontology annotation, molecular function: G-protein alpha-subunit binding; guanyl-nucleotide exchange factor activity.
UGGAUGACUACUAAUCCCAGCAUGCCAUUCGGCACUCCAGUAAAUUAGAUGGAAGAGCGGGAUAACCCCCUUGCAUGCAGGGAAUUGCAGUCCAUUUAGCGGCUGGUUCAUAGAUGGGCGGGGAAGAGCCGGGUUGCUCUUGUCCGCUGAGAAUGAUUCAUAGAGGGGGGUCAGGAAAGAACGGUUCAGUCUGUGAAAGCCCCCUUAAAAGACUGGACACUUCUCCGAAGGAGGGACAAGCAGGAGAGCAAGCAGGACCUUGGGCCUGACUCCGCCUCGGUCCGCUAGCCAGGCCUCGACCAAGUCCUGGGCCUUGUCGGGGGUGGCCCGUGAGGCGCCGGUUGCUGGGGGAGCGGUGACGUCGCGGGGUGAAAGUUGAGGGGCGGUGACGUCGGGCGGGCCCGGGCGGAGGCUGGCGGGUUGGAGGCAGGAGGGAGGGAGGGAAGGAGGGAAGGAAGGAAGCUGGGAAGGAGCGAGCGGGGGCGCGAGGCGUUUACCUGGAGGCAGCGGCUUGGGCGCGCAGAGCGGCCGCGGCUCCCCCGCACCUGCGGCCAUGGAUGAGGAGCGCGCCCUCUACAUCGUCCGGGCCGGCGAAGCGGGGGCUAUCGAGCGGGUCCUGAGGGAUUACAGCGACAAGCAUAGGGCUACUUUCAAAUUUGAAUCAACAGAUGAAGAUAAAAGAAAGAAACUCUGUGAAGGCAUAUUUAAAGUCCUUAUAAAGGACAUCCCAACAACAUGUCAAGUGUCGUGCCUGGAAGUACUCCGCAUUCUCUCCAGAGACAAAAAGGUUUUAGUUCCUGUAACAACUAAGGAAAAUAUGCAGAUACUGCUGCGACUAGCCAAACUAAAUGAGUUAGAUGAUUCUUUGGAGAAAGUAUCAGAGUUCCCAGUUAUUGUGGAGUCAUUAAAAUGUCUGUGUAAUAUAGUGUUCAACAGUCAGAUGGCACAGCAGCUCAGCCUGGAACUUAAUCUUGCUGCAAAGCUCUGUAAUCUCCUGAGAAAGUGCAAGGACCGGAAAUUUAUCAAUGACAUUAAGUGCUUUGACUUGCGCUUGCUCUUCCUUCUGUCACUUUUGCACACCGACAUCAGGUCACAAUUGCGCUAUGAGCUCCAGGGACUACCGCUGCUAACCCAGAUCUUGGAAAGUGCCUUUAGCAUCAAGUGGACCGAUGAGUAUGAAUCGGCCAUAGACCAUAAUGGACCUCCUCUCUCACCUCAGGAGACGGACUGUGCCAUUGAGGCCCUCAAAGCUCUCUUCAAUGUGACAGUAGACAGUUGGAAGGUGCAUAAAGAGAGUGAUUCUCAUCAGUUCCGUGUAAUGGCAGCUGUCCUUCGUCAUUGUUUACUAAUCGUAGGUCCAACUGAAGACAAAACAGAAGAGCUACACAGGUGGGUUUUACCACCGUUGAGGGAUGUGACAAAUCGACCUGAAGUUGGCUCAACUGUGAGAAAUAAGCUGGUGCGCCUCAUGACACAUGUUGACCUUGGAGUCAAGCAAAUUGCUGCUGAAUUCCUUUUUGUCCUUUGCAAAGAGAGAGUGGAUAGUCUGCUGAAAUACACUGGCUAUGGGAAUGCUGCAGGACUGUUGGCGGCCAGGGGCCUCUUGGCUGGAGGAAGAGGAGAUAAUUGGUACUCAGAGGACGAGGACACAGACACUGAAGAAUACAAAAAUGCAAAACCAAACAUUAAUCUUAUCACUGGUCAUUUAGAGGAACCAAUGCCAAACCCCAUAGAUGAAAUGACAGAAGAACAAAAAGAAUAUGAAGCCAUGAAACUUGUCAACAUGCUUGAUAAACUUUCCAGAGAGGAGUUGCUUAAACCAAUGGGACUAAAACCUGAUGGGACAAUAACGCCUUUGGAGGAAGCACUCAACCAGUAUUCUGUCAUCGAAGAGACCAGCUCUGACACAGACUAAAAGCAUCACCUGCUCAACUCUCAAUAUUGCUUUAUCAGCAUCUUUUCUCUGUAGCUCCAGGGGAAUCUUUUCUCUAAAACAUUUAUGCCCUUGCUUUGGCUAGAAACACAUUAACUGGUUUACUCAUUGAGAAUCCAGCAUAUUUAAGAGGUGACCCUGUGAUUUUUGCGAUAUUGAGGCAUUCAUACAGAGCUGCAGUUAGACAGGGUUACAGGGGCUAGAAGCAGAAAAAAAAUUCCAUUUCAUCAGGAUGGAAUUGAAGGAUUUUAUUCUACAAAGCGGCCCUGGUUGAAUCUGGCAAUUCUUUUUGCCACGUUUCUUAGCAGAAGAUUUAGCCAUGUCCUUCCCCUCACUUGUGUGAGUGGCCCCUUCUGAAUCUCUCCAGCAGCCAGAGGCACAUGAGAAACAGAAUGAGCUGGUAAAUAAAGCCUUGGGCAAGCGACUUCUUAGAUCAAAACUCACCAAAUGGAAGCCUAGCAGCUGCUCCAUAAACCUAGCCCCAUUCUUCAUAUCAAUUUUGUAUAAAUAUAUGGAAACACACACACAGCCUCAGACUUAGAAACUGAUUAUACUCUAAAAGUUUGUAUGUCGCUUAGCUAAACCCAGAAUACAUGUCUCCCUAUGAAGAGUUACAAAUGAUGGUUUAGUUCUCAGGCAGCUACAAAUGCCUAUUUAUUCCCUAAUGUACCUGAACACUAGUACCAUAGAACUGAACCACCAUCUGUAUCAGUGCAUGGGGAGUGUGCAUUCUGAGGCCUAACCCGGGGUGCCAGGAACACACACAUCCUCCAUCCCAGCAGAGAGAACGGGGACUCCCUGAGUAAUGGGAGUUCUUUCGUGGCCUCUGCUUGGGGUGGGGGAGUCAGCAGCACCCAUUUGUACAUAUAGGUCAUUCAUACAUCACAUUUUAAAUUGGGAACUGUGUGUGUGCUGGUGUGUGUGUGUGUUCUACGUUUCUACCAUAUGUGAUCAGUUUAAUAGUAACUUUAUUUAUUUAAAAAAAGAAACACAAUUAGUUACUGUUAAACUGAUAAAGGCUGUUUAUUUUUACUUUUAGAAUUGGUCCUAUGGAGAAGUAGAAAGUGAGUCAUGCACUAGACAGUGGGCCUAGCUCAUCAGCGGCUAAAGUUGAAAAGGGGUUGGUUUCCUGUAUAUAUAUGUAUGUAUAUACACACGUACAUACAUUCAUAUAUAUAUACAUAUAUACAUAAUGUGCUUAACCACUGCCUUUUAAAACUUUAAAUAAAACAUUGGGGUUGAUUCAAUUUGGCCAUCUGUGUGUGUUUCUUUAUAGAUACAUGGGCUAAACAAUACUAUUUCACAGUUUAUGCUUUUUAAAGUGCUUUUACAUCCAUUGUCCCACUUCUAAUAGCCUUUUUAAGGACAGGUAAAGUACAUGGAGCAUUAUGAAAAGGUCAUUUAUCCAUAAGUUACCUCUCUGGCAAAGCAAAAAACUCGGGAGUUGAGUUGUAAAAGGCCUUUCAGCUGCCAGAAGAGAGGUCACAAAGCUUCUUGCGACUUACUUAUGGGAGAGAUCUUCACGAAUAUCACUCUUAGACUCUGAACUGAAAUUUGCAUACGCUUCCAACAUGUUUUAUUAGCUGGCUUUGAAGCUCACAAAAAAUGGCAAAGAAAGAGGCUGCUAGAUUGAAGGCAGGCAUACUGAAAGAAGAGAAAGGCCAACUGAAAACUAGAUAGUGAGAUGAGAAGAGUAAAACUUCAAGACGGAGCAAAUCUGGGACUAUCUCCUUACCAAAGGAUACUCUAGUUGACCCAGAAAAUGUGUGUAUUAACAAUAUGGCCCAUAGACUAAUUCUCAUAUUGGUGACCCUGAGUUUUUUUAAAAGAAGAAAUUAAAUCCAGAAUGCUUUAUAAAAGGCUAGGAAGAAGACAAUACAUGUUAGAAUUUCAUCCAGAAUAUUUGAGGGAGAGGUGAGUGAGUGACCCAGGUUUUAACCAACAGCAAAAGAAAUGGGCAAUUCAUAAUUUUAGAUUAAGUGAAAAAAAGUUUAGAAAAAAUUCAAGUAUUUUUGUUAUUUCAUUCUACAAAUGCAUUUUUAAAGUAUUUUUAUAAUUUCUAUAAUCAAAUAGCUUUGGCAUGCAUGUCAGCUUAACUAAAUGAAGAUGUGUUUAAUGAAAUGCCAUCUUACCAGCUUUCUUUAUGCAGAGUAAGUGAACAGUCCUGUUGCAGUAGCUGUGCUCUUCUGCUUUCAGUGAAUUCUGUUUCAUUUUGCAUUUCUCUGCACUGGGCACUAAGCUUUGUUUUUGAAAAGAGAAUUUGCGGGGAAGAAGAUGAGUGUCUUCAUCUGGCACACGGAAAAAGAACUAAUAUCUGUUAAGUGCUUACUACAUGCUGGGCUUUUUAUGUAUGUUAUCUCGUGUAACCUCACCUUAUCGCAUAUGAAAGAUCCUCUCCAGAAAGCUUGUGAAAGUUACCCCACGUCACAGCAAGGAAGAGUCCAACUCUGGUGGCCUGAUUCCCAGCACCACUCCUUCCUUUUCCCCACAGCACACCUGGGCCCACACUGUGCCUCCUUAGGGCUCUGAAAUGCUGGGAACAGAGUGGGGUGAGGAGGGUGGUCAUUCUCAGGCCAUUUUAAGCAAUAACUAUUUCAACAGAACUAGUUUAAAGAAGUUUUUCAGCAGGGAAGUGACCUGGAGUGGAAGUAUGAGUGGGAAACUUGUGUGGUCAGCACUGGAUUUCCAAUGAAGACCUGGAAUCCGUUAGGAUAGGCCAGGGACCAAGGCUGCAGACUGGCCCCUCUGCCCACAACUCUCCUGACCUUGGAAGCAGGGUACGGAGGUGUGUGUCCUAAAAUAAAGCAUUGGAGCUGCUGCUACAGAGGAACCAUCACCAGAUAUUGUGACCCUUUCAGAUGCCCAGUAGUCCUGGGAGGCAGGCAGGGCAGGUGUUAUUAUCCCUCCUUAAUUAAUGAGGACACAGACUGAGGCAGUACUAGUGACUCUAAACACCCCCUUAGUGCCACAUCAGUCUCGCCACCUCCCAGGACUAGGUGUCACCUGUCUUGACCUCUUCCCCUCUGAUUAUAAAAGUAAUAUAUGUUCAUUGUGGAAAGUUUGGAAAAUGCAGAAAAUUAAUAAUUUACCCCAAAUCCCACCAAACUGAGAUCAUCACUGUUAAUGUUUUAGUGUAUUUCCUUCCUGUAUUUUUUCUAUGCAUAUAUAAUUUAUUUUACUACAAGAUUGGGAUCAUGCUGUAUUUACAGAUUUGUAUCCUGCUUUCUUUAACAUAUUGUGAGCAUUUUCCCAUGUCAAUAAAUAUUCUUCAAAAA